GCCGCGCGCUGGAUUAGCUGCACUUGAAUUCUAUCGAUGUAGGCUGGUAUCGGGCGGUGGUAGUUAGUGAAGGGCAGGUUCAGGGGCACGCUGCGUCAUCGCGAUGCACUUUUAGCCGUUCGUGAUUGCGCUACGAGUGCAGCAUUAUAUUAUUGCCUGCUAGUUUGUAGGAAGUGAUAUCGCUCGUGCUUCUCAGUCCCUUCAAUUCGUUUCAUUGUAGUUUUAUCAAACAUUUACUUAAUCUCUAUGUUUCGUGUGUGAAGUGUGAAGUUAGCUAAGGUUUACAAAACCUUACAGUUCAUGAGUAAUACCUAAAAUGCAAGUAAAAUACCGUAACUUGCCAUUAAUUAGUCGGUGGAUCAUUUUUUUUAGUGAAAAGAGAUAGAGUGUGCAGUGGACUACAGGGAGGAUUAUAGAGUGAGCGUAACGCGUCAGUGUGUGAGGAAACGAGCCGGUGGAACAGUGUAAUCGGAUCAGUGCAACCCUGCACCUGCAGGCCGGCCGCGGGCCCGCGCUGCUCUCCGCUGCGCCGCAGACUAGUUUUGUUUUUCACCCCCCGUAUUCGAACCCGUAAUCAUUGCCUCACCCGCGCGCAGUCUAUACUUCUAAUUAAAUGUGUGCGUCAAGAAAAUCAUUACCACGCUUUGUUAUAGAGAUUCCUAAACAUUUGGGUGGGAUAUGUAUAGGUACGCCCCUUACCGUAAAGGUUACAAGUAGGCGGGCGCAGUGUUUUUAUAGAUUCUUCAUUGUUAAAUCUAAUCACGUGAGGUUCACUAGGUACUUGUGCUACCAUAUCGUGCUACAGUUGAACACCUUAAAUUGCUACAGCUUCGUUUGAAGUACAUUUUACGAGUACAAUUAUUAACGAAUAAGUUAUGGAUUAUCAUGUUACCGAAUGUAAGGGUAGUCAGGCAGGCGGGUUGUAGAAAAUAGAACCUGUCAACCAGGGGCUUGGUAGUGUAGUAGACUGCGAGCGGAGUGCGUCGCCUGGCUAGUGCGUGUGUCGGGCCGCGGUGUCGUCGCUAGUCGCGGUCGGCAGUCGGGUGUGACAUCGUCGCGCGGAGUGGUCGCGUGUGUCGCGCGUCACGCGAUCGCGGCAUGGCGCGCGAGUACGCGCGAGUGCAUGAGUUCUACCUGCCGCUGCACGAGCUGCAGCCGCCCGCGCAGCACUACCAUCCGUAUGACCUGCACCCGGCCGGCGCGAGCGCGGCGCCGGCGUAUGAGCUGACGGCGGGCGCGGGCGGCGGAAGCGCGGGCGCGUGCGCGGAAUCACCCGGCACUCUCGCGCACGCGCCGCACCAGCCUGCCAUGCAGCAGUCGUCACAUCAACAUCACCAUGAUCCCCGCAAAAGAAAGACUUCACAUUUUAGUUCGGAGAGCUACGAGAUGUCUAGCUGCGAGGCGGGGCUGGCGGCGCCGCCCGCGCCUUUGCACGCGCCAGCCAGCGCCACACGCAAGAGGAAGCCGUCCUCCUUCGGUACGGGCAGCGCGUAUGACGAUGACGGCGGCGACGAUUCGCGCUCCACUCGUACCCUGCCUGACAAAAAACAGAACCACAGCGAGAUCGAGAAGCGGCGGCGGGACAAAAUGAACACGUACAUCUCGGAGCUGAGCGCCAUGAUCCCGAUGUGCGGCGCCAUGGCGCGCAAGCUGGACAAGCUGACGGUGCUGCGCAUGGCGGUGCAGCAUCUGCGGUCGGUGCGCGGCGCGCUGUCCGCUUGCCCGCUCACGGCGCGGCCGCGGCCCGCCUUCGUUUCGGAGCGCGAGCUCAACCAGCUCAUCCUGCACGCCGCGCACGACUCCUUCCUGCUGGUGGUGGGGUGCGACCGCGGCCGCCUGCUCUACGUGUCCGCCUCCGUCAAGCAGAUGCUGCACUACGACCAGACAGAGUUGCUCGGCCAGAGCCUGUUCGACAUCCUGCAUCCCAAGGACGUGGCCAAGGUGAAGGAACAGCUGUCCUCCUCCGACCUCAGCCCUCGCGAGCGACUAAUCGAUGCCAAGACCAUGUUGCCGGUGAAGGCGGACGUGCAGGCGGGCGCGUCGCGGCUGUGUCCGGGCGCGCGGCGCUCCUUCUUCUGCCGCAUCAAGUGCAAGGCGACGGCCGAGGCGCCGGCGCCCGAGCCCGUGCCCAUCAAGGAGGAGACCGAGCCCACCGCCAAACUGCGCAAGAAGUCCAACGAGAAGAAGUACUGCGUCGUCCAGUGCACCGGGUAUCUGAAGUCGUGGGCCCCGGCGGAGAUGUCGGAGGGCGGCGGCGGGGGCGGGGGCGCCAGUUCGGCCGAAGUGUCGGACGACGGCGAGCAGUGCAACAUGUCGUGCCUGGUGGCGGUGGGCCGGGCGCUGCCUGACCUGGCGCCCGCCGCUGCCGCCUUCGUCUGCCCGCCGCCGCCCACGCGCCAACUACAAUACGUCUCGCGGCACGCGCCUGACGGCAAGUUCCUUUUCGUCGACCAGAGGGUGACGCUGGCGCUGGGCUUCCUGCCGCAGGAGCUGCUGGGCACGAGUCUGUACGAGUACGUGAGCGGGCCGGAGCUGAGCGCGGUGGCGCGCACGCAUAAGACGUCGCUACUGCGCCGCGACCCGUUGCAGACGCCGCCAUACUCCUUCCGGAAGAAGGACGGCACCUUCGCGCGUCUGCAGACACACUUUAAACCCUUUAAGAAUCCGUGGACGAAGGACGUCGAGUGCCUGGUGGCCAACAACACGAUCGUGUCGGAGGCGCACGGCGGCGCGCACGCGGACGCCGCGCACUCCUCCUACGACAUAUACAAGCAGAGGGAGGCGACGCAGUCGGCCGGGGCGCCACUUGUAGCUAGUGCGGUUUCAGAGGCCGACGUGGAGAUGCAGCGGCUCAUCGAGUCGCAGGUCGAGUCCCACAAGAUCGGCAGCGCCAUCGCCGAGGAGGCGCUGCGCCGCUCCUCCUCCGAGUUCUCGCCCGACCUGCCGGCCGACCUACUGCAGGAUGCCGUCUUCAACCAGAAUUGGCCACUAAAAGCCAACGUCCUGUACGAGCAGGCGUCGCUAGUGGACAACAUCCUGGGCGUGGACAUGUCGGGCUACAGCCAGGUGCGCAACAACGUGCCGCUGAGCGCCGCGGCCGAGGGCUCGCCGCCGCCGGCCGGCGCCGCGCCGCCCGCCUCCUCGCCGCCGCCCGCCUCGCCGCCGCUGCCGCCGCUCGGCCUGGACGGCAACGGGGAGGCCGCCAUGGCCGUCAUCAUGAGCCUGCUCGAGGCUGACGCCGGCCUCGGUGGGCCCGUCAACUUCUCCGGUCUGCCGUGGCCUCUGCCCUAGAGCUCUCACUGGUAGCACAUUGUUGCCACGCCUGAGCUGAUCGUUAACAUUCAAACGUAUUUAGGUCAGUAUGCUGAUUGUUGCUCAUCCUCGAACCCGUCAAAAUAUGUAAAAUGAUGCGUUUUGACUUUUAUUGAAGUACAACUAAGUAUAAUGGAACCAAUGAAACGUGUCAACGUUUCCUUGUUGUCCUGUGAAUGUGUUUAUAUUGUCUCAAUAUACCUACAUCGCGAAUUCAUUAAUUCAUUGCGAAUUUUCUAGAAUCUGGGUAGAAAAUAUUCCAAGUCUUAUAUCGCACUCCUUUCUAUUCUACUUUAUUAGUGUAAUAAAGUUAUAUAUUUAAUGGAGUAUACUAUUCAUUUAAUAGUAUAAAAAGUAUUUAAAUUAUUCAAAGAUAUUGUGCAUACAUUAAGUAAAUGUAUAUGUAUGCAAUUAUUUUCUACCCAUUCAAUAGAGUGAGACAACAAAAUAUACAGACGACUAGUUAUAGGCUCUCACAUCUUUAAAAUUAAUAACUUGACUAUACAGCUACACUACAGAAACGCAACUUAUGAUGAAAACCAUAGUUUCGAACUACUAACAUGAGUAGCGUCGGCGACAAUACUACAGACUGAGUAAAACUGACUUCAAGAACAAAUAGCUCAUUAAAGGUGAAUUUCUUGAUUAGUGGUGUUAGUUGAACUAGGACUAGGAUACACCAUGGUAAUUUAGUGGUCCACAAUGAAAAGUCUUAGAAUUUGAGUAACAACAGCAUCUGUUGCGUGCGGACACUUUUGAUGACAAUAACUGACUGUGUGUUGAUGCGGUCAAUGUGCCGAGUGCACACUGCAUAACUGACGUCAUCGUUCACAACAUGUACUGCCUUUAUGAUAUACUGAUCCAAGUUUUAAUACUGUUCGUAAAAUGUAAUAUCGCGUUGUAACGAUAUGGACUUUGGCAAUGGUUGGCAUCGCAGCGGGACACCGCGCAUCGCGGCGACCCAGACGACAUCUACUAAAGCUAUACUUCCAGCAAGUGACCUUAUUGUACAAAUCAGUCGGCUGGGAUAACAUCGACAAAAUUAGUUUUACUAGAGGUGUUUACUACAUUUUUAGGUAAAUAUUUUACAAGCCUUAUGAAAUGUUACCCUUAGCCGAUGUGUUAGUGCUUGUACACAGUACACCGAGACAGCGGGCGUCAGGCCCGCCACGCCACGUUUAUGGUUAAUGACAAAAAGAAUUUACUUAAUAUUAUGAAUUACUAUUACUAAUGGGUGUAUAUGAAUAGUUGUUCAAUAAGUUAUACUUUUAGCCACAUAAUACUAACACUUUGUUUUUCUAUGAGUCAUUAUCUAGUAAUGCAUUUUGUAGGAGUAACAUGUAGAAGCGUUGCGGCUACGAUACGUAGUACGUAACCUAAUAAAAUUACGGGGAAAUAUUUAUUUAGAAACAUUAUACCAAUAACAUUAUAUACGAUAGCGUAGCGAUGUAUUGUACGUAUUUGCAAAAAGAUUUGUGUGUAAUAUUUUUGAUUUGUAGUAUAUUUCUAGG
Spodoptera litura is the source of this 4820-nucleotide messenger RNA. It is a transcript of the gene cyc, whose product is annotated as basic helix-loop-helix ARNT-like protein cyc. The record is from RefSeq and is a predicted model, not a curated record. Gene Ontology annotation, molecular function: protein dimerization activity; DNA-binding transcription factor activity. Gene Ontology annotation, biological process: regulation of DNA-templated transcription. Lineage: Eukaryota; Metazoa; Arthropoda; Insecta; Lepidoptera; Noctuidae. Gene Ontology annotation, cellular component: nucleus; transcription regulator complex; cytoplasm.